CAUUACCAGCGACUGUCGACAAGUGAGUCUGGUGGAACCGAGUCGCGAGCGACUGUGAUCCAAAGGGGAAGCUGAUAACACCGUUCAGGACCGAGCUGGGUGUUCAAUCUUCCCAUGAGAUGACAAUGCGUCACGAUCAUCAUGGAUCACCUGGUGUUCAUCAACAAGCUCAUCGAAUGCCUGCACGUCAUUUCCAUCAACAGCCGCAACAGCAUCAACAGGCGUUCCGACCGCCUGGGCUGCAUCCGGCUUCGCAGCAGAGUCGUCAGGCAGGAUACGGUGGACCGAAUGGCGGAAUUCCACCAAACCACGCGAAUGGCUCGUUCAAUGGACCUCGACCGUACGGUCGCCCGCCUCAGCAGUCUCAGCCCCAUGGUGCUUCGGGUAUGAAUCCGUAUGGAGGACGCCCGAUGAACGGAAUGGGUCAGCACGCUGGUCCACCUGGGCAAGGGCUUGACGGUCCUCCAUCUGGUCCAAGUGGACUCCUCAAUGGAUCAUCAACGCAUGGUCCCCCGCGUCAUGGUUUACCAGCCAAAGUUCCCGCUCCUCCCUUCAAUCUUGCUGGAUCCAAGGUUAUACCCCCUGCUCCAUUCAACCUGGCACCAGGUCCCCGAUCAGGAUAUAGCGGUCACAGUGGUCAGCAUCAACAUCGUGGGAAUCGACCGAAUCAUGGGAAUCAAGGAUACGGACAACAUGGUCCACCUGGAAUGCAUGGGUCUCCGGGGAUGCACUGGAAAGGUCCGCCACCGCCGCCACCACCACCCCCUGGACCUUUGUCCCUUCCAGGAGGGGGAGGAGGUGCAGCAGCAGGAAUCAAACGCCCCGGAGAUGUAUCUGGAGGACAUGCCCACUAUCGAGAUUAUAAACGACCCAGAGCGGAUGAUUAUCAGCGGGAACCUGGGGAACUGGAUGAUUUGCCUUAUGACUAGAACAGACAUGUCAAGUGUGUGUGGCUGGGGUUUGUCAUAGUUUUGUGUCAUCGUCACAGUGUCAUCAGACAUAGUAAUGUCAUAUGGGGAUCUUGCAGAUCUAUAACCAAAUGAGUAGAACGCCAUCCCGUAGCCACCCACCCACCCUAUUUCGUCAUUCGACGCCAAGCAGGCUACAGUCUGGUAUAGUGUGUCGGCGAUCUCCGCUACAUUGACGCCCAGUCACCGGAUGCAGUAAUAGUGGCAGCC
Messenger RNA from Kockovaella imperatae, 1178 nucleotides. RefSeq lists its product as hypothetical. Lineage: Eukaryota; Fungi; Basidiomycota; Tremellomycetes; Tremellales; Cuniculitremaceae. The record is from RefSeq and is a predicted model, not a curated record. The transcript has a single exon. Bases 120 to 929 code for a protein of 269 amino acids.